Molecule: messenger RNA, 832 nt
Organism: Vanessa atalanta (red admiral)
Lineage: Eukaryota; Metazoa; Arthropoda; Insecta; Lepidoptera; Nymphalidae
Product: tRNA-specific adenosine deaminase 2
Exons: 1
Coding region: 101-604 (167 amino acids)
Biological process (GO): tRNA wobble adenosine to inosine editing
Cellular component (GO): nucleus; cytoplasm
Molecular function (GO): tRNA-specific adenosine-34 deaminase activity
Source: RefSeq, a predicted model, not a curated record
AUUUCAAAUUCAAUGUUUUAUAAGUUAGUUUAAAUACCUAAAAUUUUAGGCUAAUGCCUUGAAAAUAAAUACAGUUCAUUUAGUUAUAUCAAGUGUGACAAUGAGUAAUUCAGAUAUAAAUAACUUUAUGAAAAGAGCUCUUGAAUUAGCUUCAGAAGCACUAGCUGCUCAGGAAGUUCCUGUAGGAUGUGUUUUCACUUAUGAGGGAACCAUAGUUGCUGAAUCUAGAAAUAGUGUAAAUAUAACCCACAAUCCGACAAGGCACGCAGAAAUCAAUUGUAUAGAUUUUCUGUUAGAUUACUGUAGAAAUAAUAACAUUAAUUAUGAGCAUUACUUCAAAGAUAUAGUCGUUUUUGUUACUGUUGAACCAUGUAUCAUGUGUGCUGCAGCUUUAAAUAAUUUGAAGGUUAAGGAGGUUGUGUACGGCUGUGCCAAUGAUAGAUUUGGUGGUAAGACAGUAUUGAAUGUAAGUGACUUUUACAAACAUGAUUACAUAUUAAGGGGACAUCUAUUGGCUGAUGAAGCUAUGGCAUUAUUGAAACAAUUUUACAAGGGUACCAAUCCAAAUGCACCAGAAUCUAAAGUAAAAAAAGCUAAACAAUAAUUUCUUAUAAUUGUCAAUUUGUUUAUAACAUCAUUAUAAUAUUAUAAAUAAGGAUAAUAUAUAUUAUUUUGUAAGAAUUUUUUUAUUGUUGUGCAUGUAGUAUGCUGUUAUUUAAAUAUUCUCACUAAAAGAGAAUUAGUCAAGUGCUAAUUAAUCAUAAAAGUAAGUUAAAAUAUUAUUACAUAUAAGCAAUUAGGAUUUAUAAAUAGGCCUUGCUAUUAAAGCAAA